CAGUUUGUUGACAGCAGGUGUGCUUGGUUGCUAAACAACGCACAGAGAGCGAAGAGGAAGUUUAUGUAAUCUUAGCAUUUCUCUUGAUUAUUUUAACCAUUAGCCUCCUAGUAUCUAACCUUGGAAUAGCGUCUGUCAAUUUAAUUUGGAAAAUGAGUCGAUACAAGUACAGAGUGGGUCUCCGUCGAGAAAGUGGAUUAGCUAACAAACGCGAUACACCGUUGAAGCCAACUCGAAGCAGAAGACACAAGUGCAGAAGAUUUCGGCCCAACAAGUAUUAUGAAGCUAUUACAGAAGAACCUGAGCUGGAGGAAACCAAUGACCCCACUGUAAAACCAACCCACCCAGUAAUGACAAGAUCUAAGCCUGUCCACAGCAAAUCUGUGAGCAGCACUGUAUUUACUGAAAACCCCAGAGACAAAGCCACCUCGCAUGCACUACCAGCUAAAAAGAAAUCUGGCUCUCGACAAUCAACAUCAGAUCACCCCUGCAUUUGGAUGACUCCUGAGCCAGAGUUAUUUGAAGGGGAUGAAAAAUCAGUUAAAGAAAAAGAGCAAAUCUUGACGGUGACUCUAGAAAGCAUCACAUCCUCUAGCAUUGAGCCGGACACAACUUUUAGCUCUGAAGACGAUGAUGAGGAAGACUGUUACCCUCUAUCUUCAACUUCCAGCAGCCUUUCCUCCCCAGAGAUCUUCAGAAGAGAGAGCUAUGUGGAAAGCUUGAUGUUCCCUAUAAAGGAGGCGCUGCCGAAUCUCAGUCUUAAUAUGAAAAACUCUACCUUGCUGGAUGUGAGCCACGCCGAGAACAUCUGCAUGUUUCAGCCCCCCAACCUUUCCAAUAUCACGAAUGACUCUCCAAUUAUUGAUGAAAAGAAAUGUGAGAUCAACAAAAACGGAGGACCUGAAGCUGGCACCAAAAUACAUAUCGACUCAUUUAAAUCAGAGAAGGAGCAGAAAACCCCACCAAAACCCACAAACAGAAAACCCAUUUUGUACAAGAGAGUAAUUUUCAAAAUCCCCAUCAUUGCUGAGACCUUUAAAGAAAGACACACCCCAGCCACUAAAUUAACCAACCACAACAACAGAAAGCCGGCCCACAUGUCCAGCCCAGCUGAGCAGAUGCAAUCUAAUGCCAAGUUCUUUGACUUUGCUGAUGACUGUGAAAGGGAUGUGUUCUUUGAGAUGAUGAGAGAAAGGGCUUGCAAACUAAAAAGUGCUCCGUUAUUUCCUCUCACAGCUCGUAAAUACACAGAGGCUGUAAAAAGUAGUUUGGUAAAAGCCAAGGUCUUUUACUUUGCUGAUGACAGUGGAAGAGAUGUGUUCUGAGUUUGACAGACCUUUCUCAUUAUCUCAAAGAAGUUCCUUUGAAUUGCUUCUCAAUCUGGCACUUAUUUUUAUUACAUAGCCUACUGUAAGCACUGUGGCACAUGUACAUCUGGUUAGGGAAAUAGCUUUUUGUGUACUAUUGUAAGCCAGCUUUCCGUUUAUAUUUUGCAUAGAUGUUAUCAAAGUGUCUGGUGCAAAAUUACCACUAGAUGUCAGCAUUGUAUCUUCUUAAAAUACAUGUUUCUCUUCUCCUAAAGGAGAUUUUUUUCAGUUAAAUGUAAAAUAUAUAUGUUGGUAUGUGUCAAUGUCGUAAAUUCCCUAAUCUAAUUAAAUUAAAAUUAAAAGUUAAAAUGUGCGUUUAUUUUAUGGUUUCUAUAUUUGUGAGUCACCUGUUUUUCUGCAAAUGUACAUUCUUCUGAGGGUAAAUGUUAAAUAAAUGUAUUCAUGUAAAAUAUAAAUAAAUAAAUAAUUGUUGCUGGAUAA
Messenger RNA from Centropristis striata (black sea bass), 1808 nucleotides. RefSeq lists its product as uncharacterized. The record is from RefSeq and is a predicted model, not a curated record. The transcript is spliced from 8 exons. Bases 153 to 1325 code for a protein of 390 amino acids. Lineage: Eukaryota; Metazoa; Chordata; Actinopteri; Perciformes; Serranidae.